CCAAGUAAUAACAAAACUAAAAAACAACAUAACUAAACUAAUAAAUAAUCUAAAAACUAAAAUAAAAAGUGACAAAAACAUAACAACCGUCAAUUAAAAUUUUCAAAUAUCGAAAUGAACGUCCAUUUUAAGUUUAACGUAUUCGAACACCGGUUUCGUUUUUUAAAAGGACGAGUUAUAAGUUUUUAUUAAUCCGUGCUGCCAGUUUGCUUUCGACAUUAGUUUUAAAUAAGCAUUUAAAAAUGAUUCGUGUGUUUGUGUUGUUAUUGCAAAUGACUCUGGUAUUAUCGGCGAGAGAACCGAAGCAAAUAAACUUAGUGAAUCAAGGGACGAUAUCGGGAAUGUACAUCACAAGAUUCAGGACGAAAAGAAUAGCAGCAUACGUUGGAAUACCAUAUGCCCAACCUCCAAUCGAUUUCAGAAGGUUUUUGCCCCCGGAAUACACUGAUUUACCUCAAUGGGACGGAGUGAGAAACGCGACCAUUUAUGCCCCGGAUUGCAUGCAGAGUGACCCCAAGAAGGAAGAUGUGCAAAACCCUUUGAAGAAGCAUGAUGAUCUGUUCAUGAAGCUUCUGGAUUCUCAAAUGGAGGAGAAGAGAAAGAAGGAGUAUUCUGAGGAUUGUCUCUUCUUGAACGUGUAUGUGCCUGACGAUUUCAAAGUCGAGGGCUACCCAGUCUUCGUUUGGUUUCACGGCGGCGAUUUCGUGCGAGGCAGCCCUAACAGCGUGAACCCCUUCCAAUUGGUGCUAAAACAAAGGGUAAUAUUCGUAUCAGUGGCCUACCGGCUGAACAUCUUCGGAUUCUUCUCAACCCUCGACAACGAAGCUUCUGGCAACUUUGGUCUGCACGACCAGGUAGCAUCUUUACAUUGGGUCAAGAACAACAUCGAAAGUUUUGGAGGUGAUCCCGAAAACGUUUGCAUCAUUGGUCAUGAUGCUGGAGCAGUCAGUGUCACCCUUCAUCUAAUAUCCUCAUACUCAGCAGGACUGUUCCACAAAGCUAUAGCAAUGAGUGGAAACGCUUUAUCACCAGAAUCAGUGAACAUAGCAAGGAAAGAAAUAGUCACAGUUGAUAAGGUCACAGCCGCCUUCAGUUGCUUUAGAAAACCAACUUACCAAUUACUAGAUUGUCUUCGAAGAGUACCAGAUAAUGCGCUUUUAGAUAUAGCUGGACCACUAGGUGAAUGGAAACCUAUUGUGGAUGGAGGUUUCAGUAACAUAACCAGUCCGUUUUUACCAGAGCUCCCUUCAAAACUAUUCAAAGAUGAGAUUUUCUCCCCAGUCCCUCUUUUAGCUGGCUACACAAACAUGGAAGACGGUCUUUUGCUAGAAAAAGAUGAAAGUGGAGAUUCAGGUAUCAGUCAAAGGGAAUUCGAUUCGAUGAGAGAAGAAAUUAUCCUUGCAGACAUUACGGUAGACAACAGUUCAUGCUUUACUAACCAACAUCAUAUACAGGACGCUGUAUCAUUUUUCUAUAAGCCAAUCCCUCAUACAACAAAUGAAACAGUAUUGAGAAAGCUGUUUGUGGAUUUUUACACUGACAAAACACAUGGAGCUACUACUUACCAGUUAGCGAGACACAUCUGCCCACACGCUCCAGUAUACCUCUACAGAUUCGACUUAAAGCCCUUUUCUGACAUUGCAAAUGAGGGUCUUCCAGAAUGGAUCGGUGUUCCACAUAAUUUCGACCUUAUCUACACCUUUGGCAUGCCUUAUUUAGCUCUACCAGAAGACCUAAGCAAAUGGGACUACAGAGACAAAAGCAUAUCAGAAAUCAUAAUGAGGAUGUGGUCCAAUUUCGCUUGGUACUCAAAUCCUACGAAUUCAGGAGUGAUUAUCGAUUGGCAGACUUACGAAUUGGAGAGGCCUGGGUACUUGAUCAUUGACAGAGCCAAUUUCACGAUGAGCACUCCAGCUACAAUUAAUUACAAAGCUUUUGAAUUUUGGACGGAUUUUUAUCCGAAAGUCGUGGAAAUUGGGACGAAGUGUUGUAAAGAGAUCACGGACGAUUCUGGCACGAUAUCUAUAUUCUCAUCGGAAAUCGUACAUCGUAUAUUAUUACUGUAUUGUAAAAGUGCGCAUCUCGUUUCGAGUCAACGACCUUCCUUCGCGGGAUCCCGUCCCAUCGGGUUCCCUGAUACACCAAACAGGACGACCACAACUGUCGAUCCUCUUUCAGACCGUUUCGGCGAAGGCACAACACAAAGACUGCCAAUUGAAGCGAAUGGAGACAGGGACCUAGUGGACAGACUCAGCAAGCUGCCUAUAGACAAACAGCCAUUCUGGUUUAUCAACUGGCAAGCUCUAGAAGCCCAUAGGCAGAAACCACAGACCUACCCACAAAGACCAAGCUCCUUCGUGGACCCAGUCCCCUUAAAUUCCAAUAGAUUCCCAGCACCCACCUCACAACCUUUUAACACGGAACAAAUUGCACCUGUGAACAGAUUCGGACCAACACCAGCCUCCAGUCAAUUCUCAUCCCAAUCACAAUUUAAUUUCAAUAGCCAAACAAACAAUGUUAAUCCUAACGGCCAAAUUCAACCCCAAAGUCAAAAUAACCCAAAUCAAGUGCCUCCACCUCAAAUCAUUCCAAUAUACCAAAUUCAUCCUUAUGGUCAAAAUAAUGUUGCACCAGGCCAUUUUACAAAUCCAAAUUUGCCCAAUAUUUCUACUCUUAAUACCCCAAAUGUACCACAACUUAAUCCAAAUGUCCAAAUUACUCCCACUGGUCAAAACAGUCAAUUUAACUUCACUUCCAGUUCAAGUUCGAAUACUGAGGUGAAUAACAAAAAUGGUGUGGUAGAAACUACACAGAAUUAUAAAUGGAAUUAUUUCACUUCACACAAUACACAUACGACACAUUUCUACAAAUAUCCUGACUAUUAUGUUCAGACCAACCCUAAGCCUACUAAGUAAGAUAGUGUAAGAAAGAGAUAGGUAUAUGUCGCUCAGUAUUCGCUUUGUAUUUGAAUAGUAUCAGUCUCUAACAUUAGAACUUAAGACUUAUUUACCAUGUCAGUUCAUCCGUGAUCAUGGCGCUUGCAACAGUGCCGAAAUGUCGGAAACUCAUAGACAU
Spodoptera frugiperda (fall armyworm) is the source of this 3075-nucleotide messenger RNA. Its product is annotated as fatty acyl-CoA hydrolase precursor, medium chain-like. The transcript is spliced from 6 exons. The record is from RefSeq and is a predicted model, not a curated record. The coding region runs from base 243 to 2915 and encodes 890 amino acids. Gene Ontology annotation, biological process: postsynaptic membrane assembly; modulation of chemical synaptic transmission; synaptic vesicle endocytosis. NCBI's taxonomy places the organism in Eukaryota, Metazoa, Arthropoda, Insecta, Lepidoptera, Noctuidae. Gene Ontology annotation, cellular component: cell surface; postsynaptic membrane; synapse. Gene Ontology annotation, molecular function: signaling receptor activity; neurexin family protein binding.